CGGGCCCCCAGGAAGGCAAAGGUGACCCCUGAUGUUGUCAUGUUACAGAGGCGCAUGCCGCAGUGCUUUCGUGACCCGUCCUCUGCUCCUUUGAGGAAACUCUCCGUCGACCUGAUCAAAACCUACAAACACAUCAAUGAGGUAUACUAUGCAAAAAAGAAGCGGAGGCACCAGCAGGGCCAAGACGAAGACUCCAGUCACAAAAAGGACAGGAAGCUCUACAACGACGGUUAUGAUGAUGACAACUAUGACUACAUUGUGAAGAAUGGAGAGAAAUGGAUGGACCGCUAUGAGAUUGACUCCCUAAUUGGAAAAGGCUCUUUUGGGCAGGUUGUUAAAGCAUAUGACCGAGCGGAACAGGAGUGGGUGGCAAUUAAGAUCAUCAAGAACAAGAAGGCUUUUUUUAAUCAAGCUCAGAUUGAAGUCCGACUGCUGGAGCUCAUGAACAAGCAUGACAUGGACAUGAAGUACUACAUAGUCCACCUCAAGCGGCACUUCAUGUUCCGUAAUCACCUGUGCUUGGUGUUCGAGAUGCUCUCCUACAACCUGUACGAUUUGCUGCGCAACACCAACUUCCGCGGUGUUUCCUUGAACCUCACACGCAAGUUUGCCCAGCAGUUGUGCACAGCGCUGCUUUUCCUGGCUACACCUGAACUCAGCAUCAUCCACUGUGACCUGAAGCCAGAGAACAUCCUGCUCUGCAACCCCAAGAGGAGCGCCAUCAAGAUAGUUGACUUUGGCAGCUCCUGUCAGCUGGGACAGAGGAUCUACCAGUACAUCCAGAGUAGGUUUUAUCGCUCCCCAGAGGUGCUGCUGGGCAUGCCUUAUGACUUGGCCAUUGACAUGUGGUCACUUGGUUGCAUCCUGGUGGAGAUGCACACAGGAGAGCCUCUCUUCAGCGGAGCCAAUGAGGUGGAUCAAAUGAACAAAAUAGUAGAAGUGCUAGGAGUUCCCCCAAACCACAUACUGGACCAGGCGCCCAAAGCAAGGAAGUUCUUUGAGAAAAUGUCAGACAGUACAUGGAGUGUCAAGAAGACCAAAGACGGUAAACGGUACAAGCUGCCAGGCACCCGCAAGCUCCACAGCAUUCUGGGCGUGGAGGUGGGAGGUCCUGGAGGUCGCCGAGCAGGUGAGUCUGGGCAUGCGGUAGCUGAUUACUUAAAGUUUAAGGACCUGAUCUUGCGGAUGCUGGACUAUGACCAGAAGAGUCGCAUCCAGCCCUACUACGCCCUGCAGCACAGCUUCUUUAAGAAGACGGCUGAUGAAGGGACCAACACGAGCAGCAGCGUGUCCACCAGCCCUGCACUGGAGCACUCCCAGUCUUCGGGAACCACUUCUAGCACCUCCUCCAGUUCAGGAGGCUCAUCUGGGACCAGCACCAGUGGGCGAGCUUGCUCCGAUCCAACACACCAGCACCGACACAGCUCUGCUCAAGCCAUGGACUGCAGCAACCUCUGCGCAGAGGCCAGGCAGCACUUCCCUGCGGCGGUGGGCUGGACUAGCAAUGAUGGCGCUGAGCUCGUGGCGACAGGAGAAAGCCAUCCCGUACAGGAAACCACCUUUCACCUGCCUCCUCACCAGUCCAAGGCUAUCCAGCCCCUGGCCUGCUCUUCCUCCCAUCGCCAUCACCACCACCACGGCCACCAUCACCACAGACACCAUCACCACAGCCACUCCCACCAGUUUCACGGACAGCGGCACGGUCCUGCCAGACCCCGAGCCCAUCGCUACCACUCACCCACCAACGACGCCUCCAUGCAAGACUCAGUGGAGAUGGCCCGCGGCCACCUGUCCAUGACCUCGCUGUCUUCCUCUGCCUCCUCAUCCUCCACGUCGUCCUCUUCAACCGGGAACCAGGCCUACCAGCUGCGCCCCCUCCCUGCAAACACAGCCUUAGACUUUGGCCACAGCGGCAGCAUGGGGCUGGGAGCCUUCUCCAACCCCAGACAGGAGACUGGAAUGGCCCAGCCUGCCUAUCCAGCAGCUAUGAGACCGGCCACAGACAGAGAUGAGGCGGCCAUGGCCGGAGUCUGCAUGCAGAGUUCAGUUGCCAGUUCAUGA
This is a messenger RNA of Myripristis murdjan (pinecone soldierfish), 2061 nucleotides long. It is a transcript of the gene dyrk1aa, whose product is annotated as dual-specificity tyrosine-(Y)-phosphorylation regulated kinase 1A, a. NCBI's taxonomy places the organism in Eukaryota, Metazoa, Chordata, Actinopteri, Holocentriformes, Holocentridae. The record is from RefSeq and is a predicted model, not a curated record. The transcript is spliced from 10 exons. Gene Ontology annotation, biological process: peptidyl-serine phosphorylation; peptidyl-threonine phosphorylation; protein autophosphorylation. Gene Ontology annotation, molecular function: protein serine/threonine/tyrosine kinase activity; ATP binding; protein serine/threonine kinase activity. The annotation marks the transcript as partial.